CCCCCUCCUGAUUGGGCCUCCUCCUUGCCAGGGCUGGAGACCAUAUAAAGGGAGGAGAGGGGAGGGGAGAAAGCGCGCGCGGGGAGGAGGAGGGGAGAGAGGCGCAAAAGGCACCCGCGCAAGGCCUCCCUCCCAUUGGCUGCGAUUCCCUUUGUGCGCCAGGCAGCUGCGAGCCUCAGCUCUCCAUUUGAAUGUAUACAGGGCACGGGGAAGGGACCAUUUCCAUGGGCCAUCUGUCUUACUCUAGCCCGCAGCAGCAGCAGCAGCACCAACCUCUCCAGAAACAGCAGACGCCAGCACUGCCAAAACCAUCACCAUCGCCACCGAAGAGGAGGAGGAGGAGGACCGCCGCCACCACCAUCACCAUCACCACCGAGGGAUAGUUUCAGCGCCAGGGGACCACAGCAGCUGGCCAAGAUGGUUUUGGUACACGUCGGCUAUCUUGUUCUUCCAGUGUUUGGCUCUGUGCGAAACAGAGGCGCUCCUUUUCAAAGGUCUCAGCAUCCUCAUGCUACCUCCUGCCGGCACUUCCACCUGGGCCCCCAGCCUCAGAUUUCCACAGACUUCCCCCUGCCUCACGCCGUCCAGCCUCACAUGGCAACCGCGCACCAGCACGGAGGCCCCCUGCACCCGCCCCUGCCGCCUCUGCCUGCCCUGCCAUUCCAGGAAGUGACGGGACCCUCUUUCCUACCUCAGGCCCUUCACCAGCAAUACCUCCUCCAGCAGCAGCUCCUUGAGGCCCAGCACCGCAGACUCAUGCCUCAUCCCAGGUCACCAUUAAGCUCUGUGCAGGCAACUGAUCCAGGGCGGACUCAGGAGCGUAUCUCUGUCCAACCUCAUCGGUUACAUCCAAGCUUCGAAUUUGGCCAUCAACUGCAGACUCCUCAACCCAUGGGCCCCCAGCCCAGAUAUUUAGCGGAAGGAACAGACUGGGAUCUCAGCGUCGAUGCUGGCCUAACUCACAACCAGUUCCAGGUCAGGCCAGUUCCACAACAUUAUCAGCAUUACUUAGCGACACAACGAAUGCAACAUUUCCCCCGGAACACGUCCUCAACGCAGAUGGUUGUUCAUGAAAUUAGAAACUACCCAUAUCCUCAGCUUCAGCUACUUGCUCUUCAGGGACUGAAUCCAAACAGACACACGUCCGCUGUGAGGGAAAGUUAUGAAGAGCUUUUGCAACUGGAAGACAGGCUGGGCAGUGUGAACAGGGGGGCCGUUCAGAACACCAUUGAACGGUUCACUUUCCCACACAAAUACAAGAAGAGGAGACCGCAGGAAAUCAAAGCAGUAAAGGAAGAUGGGGAGGAGUCGGACACCGAUGAGAAAUGCACAAUCUGUCUCUCGAUGCUGGAAGACGGAGAGGAUGUGAGGCGUUUACCUUGUAUGCAUCUGUUUCACCAAGUGUGUGUGGACCAGUGGCUCGCGACCAGCAAGAAAUGCCCCAUCUGCCGAGUGGACAUUGAAACACAGCUUGGGUCCGAUAGCUGAGAGGAGAACCACCUCUGGGGAUGUGUCCUCUUUUCCUUUCCUUUUCUUGGUCCUUCCUGGGGCGUCGCAGCCCCUUUGCAGCAAAAGUUUUGCCUUUCUGAGCCAUUUGAUUUUGUGUGUGUGUGUGAAGAAAGCCUGCAAGCACAUUCGCAGAUUAUUUAAAAAAAAUAAAAAUUAAAUUAAUUUUUAAAAGAAGAAGAAGAGGAAGACGAAAAUGAGGAAGACAGAAAAGAUGAUGAUGGUGAUGAUGAAGAAGAAGAGUUGGUGGUUUAUAAUAUCUAGAGGUAGGAGGAGAUCCGGGACACCUUGUUGACUGCGAAGCAUGGGUAUGCGCAGCUAGAAAGCCGGCGGGAAGAGUUAAGUUGUGGGAAGGACGGUACAUAAUGUUCCUAGUUAUGGCCUCUCAAUCCUGCUUCUCAAAAGGAUUGUAUAUAAUAUACCUCUUGAAUAAGUAGAAACACAUUAGGGGUUCUUUAGCUAUUUCUAUGGAUGGCUUCCAGAGCAUGUACGCUUAAAGAAAUGUCGUCUUUUGAUGCCCUGUCAUCUUGUGGUGGGUCUGUUGCUAUUAACCUAAUCUGCACCAAACAUCGCAUUGGGGGCUUUUGUUAUCUUUUCGUUUUUCCAUAAGGUUCCUUACUUUGGUGCCUGGCUGAAACAUUAUUGGGGGGUGGGGAGGGAAUGGGGAGACACAAAGACACAAGAGUCAAGUUCUUGCCUUGCUUGGGUGAAAACAGGAAAAAACAAAAUCCUGUUUACGCUGAAAAUAGCAAAAGAAAUAUAUAUAUAUAUUCUUUUCCCUUAGCAGCAUUUGACUCGGGAAAAGAUUGCGGUGAGGUAGGAAAUUAAAGAAAAUGAGGGAAAUUGGAAAUUGGAAGGAAAUUUGGGGGUUGGGAGAAAAGAGCGGGAAACUGUCUUUCCUGCUUAUCUGCUGGUGCUGGACAUGAUACUUAGGGCACAAGCCCAGGAUGAAUUUUGCUUCCUUCUGCUGGAUCUGAACGAUGGGUCUCCCAAGAGAGGAUUAGAGCAUCUCUCCACAAGCCACAGGCUUAGCCUACUUCUCCUUCAGAAAAAGACAUAUUAUUAAUUUGACACUCUCCCUUUUGGAGCAAUGGAACCAUUUUCUGCCUCUUUUAAAAACAACAUGGCAGCCAUUUGAUUGUCAGUAGGCAGAGUGGUCCUUUUAACCCUGGAGGGCUCUUUUGGCUCUCUAUCUUGUGACUGGGAGGAGGAAGCCAUCUUCAUCUGGUCUUGUGCAUGAGUUGGAUAGAUGGUUUAACCUCCUAGUUUUGCUAGUAGAAUACGCUGUCUUUGGUAACUGGUCUGGGUGAGUCUGAAAGGCCACAGGAAAUAGAUUCUGCCAUCUUUUGGCAACACAAUAAGCACAAGCCCUGCUCUCCAAAGCAUGGAGAACAGGGCCUAAAGACCACAUCUUGCCUGUUCUACCUUAAAUUCUUGCACAAAAGCUACAUGGGAAGUUUCUCAUCAAAUCCCAUAGAACUCUUCCAGAAAUAUUCCCCCACCUCGCUCUCUCAGGAUCCCAGAGACUGAAGGAACGGCAGGGGCUGACUGAGCAAAAUCUUCCACUUUUCUUCCAGAUCUUUGCGCUGUCUACCAUGUGUGUGUGUGUGUGUGUGUAUGUGUAUGUGUGUUUAGAGAGGUUUUAGCACUCAAGACAAACCCUGCAUUACUUAUUUUUCAAGUGCUGCAAAUUAAGUAAAGGGGAGGGGAGAAAUUCAGUCCAAAUUUAUAUGGUGAAAGCCCUUUUGAUACAUGGAAUAUUUUGAACGCGGACAACAUUUCAGGUUCCUGGAAAACAUUAGAAUGAUGCCCUGGUCUUGGGAGGCAACUGUGUGAUUGCGCAAGCAAAUACUGCGUGUGCAUAUAUAGUUAUUAUGUCCUGAAACUGGUUUUCAGGCUGUCGACUGCAUAAUAUGCACGUAAUGUAGCUAAGCUGGGCAGUCUCCACUGAAGGAGCAUUCCACAUCCUUAGCAGAACGGGGAAUGAAGUGUGCAAUCUGCUGUUCAGGAAGAGGAAUGAAGGACAGGACGAAUUCAGCCUUUCCCGAUUUCUUUUCCUCACCAAGCAGCUGACCAGCGGAAUGACAGCUUCCUUUACAAAACUUUCACCACACAGCAGAGGAGCCAACACUUAGGGGCCAUGGGGGCUUCGGCCCCCACAAUAAAACAUUUGUGGGGGCUAGGCUCCCACAAAGUUAAUGGGCAUUCCCAUUUAAAUGGUGUGUGUGAUUAAUUAUGUGGGAUGGGGCUGUCCUGGACCCCCACAAUAUUUUAUUCAAGUUGGCACCCCUGCCCCACAGCCCGACAUACUGCAAACACUUGCUUGGUUUUUGACCUGUAUAUUUAAACCGGUCUCAAAGUGGUCUAAAACAGAAGGCAAGGCCCCACUGGUAAAAUUACUUUUGCAUGCCUGUUCAAUAUUCUUUGUAGGAGAGUCCUUGGCCCAUGCACUCAUCACAGUGGUUCCUAGGGGCUCCUUGAGCAGGGACCAUAGCUGUCAACUUUUCCCUUUUCUUGCGAGGAAUCCUAUUCAGAAUAAGGGAAUUUCCCUUAAAAAAAGGGAAAGGUUGACAGCUAUGGCGGGGACCUUCAUAGGUAUUUUAUGUCCUUCCAUUUUAGACCUGAACCCAGGAUGGGCUAUAGCACAAAACAUACAAAACAAGUGAAGAUUUUUUU
Messenger RNA from Podarcis muralis (Common wall lizard), 4182 nucleotides. It is a transcript of the gene ARK2C, whose product is annotated as arkadia (RNF111) C-terminal like ring finger ubiquitin ligase 2C. The record is from RefSeq and is a predicted model, not a curated record. Gene Ontology annotation, molecular function: ubiquitin protein ligase activity; zinc ion binding. Gene Ontology annotation, biological process: motor neuron axon guidance; positive regulation of BMP signaling pathway. NCBI's taxonomy places the organism in Eukaryota, Metazoa, Chordata, Lepidosauria, Squamata, Lacertidae. Gene Ontology annotation, cellular component: nucleus.